GACAUAAACGAAAAGAGCAGAUAACGUCAACAUACUUGGGUCAACUGAUAUCUAGUUACAGAGGCCUGAAGAAGAAUCUACUUUCGGUUUAUAUAGUCGCUCAGUUUCCCAGGUUCGACGUUUCAGUUUGUAUCUGUGAUAGGUGCAGCUGUGGGUCCUAAGAAUCUUUAAUACAUAACAGUCUUCUGGCACAAACGGAAUUCAGUUGAAUGCAUGGCGUCCUUUACACUCGAAGGCGUAUUUGCCUACGUGACGGAAACAUUCACUGCCGGUGUGAUUCAGUCUUAUCAGGGACAAAGUUUUCUCGAAGAUGCUCCGCUGAUACAAGGAAGGGACCCUUUGGAGGAUUUCAGAAACUUUGAUAAUGUCGAUAAUGAUACAAUUUUUCAGGAGUACGAUCCACCGCCAGGAGACGACAGUAACAUGGGCUGGAGGAGAUCUCGGCCGCCAAGAUGGUGGAUGUCGCUUUGGAAGGCCGUGAAAUGUGUUUUCUUUAUUCAAAUUAUAGGAGGUUUAGCUCUCGGCUCGCUGGCUCUAUUGAUUUUAGUUUUGGAUUUUAAUUCUGUUGAUCUUUGCUACGAUAGGCAGUUACAUGGUCACUGGAACUCGUUACCUCAUAAGAUUCAAGCUAUUAUUGUGACAGCCGAGACAGUGGAAGCAUAUAUAAUCCAGAUGUGGUCAUUUCUUCUGAUAAUCACAAUGUUUGGCUGGCCAUUAGUGAAAAGACUUAAUCUAUUAGUUCUAAAUCUACUGGGAGCAUUCUUCGAUACCUGUUACAGGCUGUACCUCCAAGUCUUUGGAAUAUACAAGAAGUCAUGGAUGUCUUUUCCUUUAAACGCUUUAUUUCUAGCUAUGGUUCUGAUGAACUCUGUUCUAGUGGGAAGAGAAAUUGUUAAAAGAACGGCCAGGGAUCGAAGAAGAAAACUUAGAAAAAUCCUCAAGGUUUCUUCUAUACUCGCAGCACAAUUGGCAUUUGGGAUUCCUAUCGCUUUAGUUCUUGUUUACGUAUUAAUUCCAUCAUACGAUCAGCAGAAUGAGACGAACAGGGCGGUUAUAGCUGGCGCACUUCCUUUGGUGACCGCUGUACCGAAGGUCAUCGUCCGAUUGGCGGCCCAAAGGAUCGAUUUUCUCCAUCCCGGCGACUCCCAUAUCCUAUUGAAUGUUCUAUACAGCGUAUUUGCGAUCGUUUUUCGCGUCAUGCAAGCAGAACUGACGAGUCUUCAACUGUUCAUUGCUCUGAGCUUUGUUCACGGUGCAAUCGACUUACUGGAAAGAUUGACCAUUGUUGUGCGGGAUUAUCUUUGGUAUUUUAUCUACAAAAAGUGUAAAGGUGACGCGAAUGCUGAAGAUGCGUUAAGGGCGGACAGAUUUCGAACGCCCAGAAGCAUGCGUCUUAUUGCAGACAUGAGCAUUCAGACGAUUCUCGGAGAAUCGACUGCGUUGAUAGCAGCGGUUGGCUUCACCCAGCUGUAUAGCCUCAUGUACAACAAUAAUAGUCUGGCCUUCUCUGACCUGGGUUUGGUUGGGGAGUUCUUCAUCCGCGUGUCCAUUGCACUCACCAUCGAUUUCGUUUUCAAUUCGUUCUCAUUUUGGCUACAAAUGUCAUAUCUUAAUGUUGCUGUAGUGAAAGUGUGGAAGAAGAAAUGGCGAAAACAUAUGCUUGUGGGUCUGAUUUUGACCUCCGUGACACUCUGUUACUUUACAACUCAUUUGUUCGCAGUUGUAAAAGGCAAACAUACGUCUGCCGCUAGAAUGCGUCAUUUUAAUUGCACCGGGCCAUUUUCAAGAUUUUAGCUGGAACAGAGCAUGGUGUUACGGGAAAAUUUACUGAUUUUUACAUGUGUUUGAUUGGAACAUAUUUACUCAUAAAACUUUUCAUAUUUAACCAUUUCCAAUUUAAUCGAGUUCAUUCAAGUUCUUUCAUUCUAAUAUGUCAAAAAAUAUAUAUAAAAAGCCAUAGUAGUUGUAGAAUAGUAAACUGUUAUUUCUGGCGUUUGAGUGACAUGGGAACAAAUUAGUCAGAAAUUAAUAUUCUGCUGGCACGCUGGAGAGGUUUGUAUGGCAUCAUGGAAGUUUUGGAUUAUUUAAGGGUUUCGCUAGAAAAUUAAGACAUUCUAAAU
Molecule: messenger RNA, 2120 nt
Organism: Pocillopora verrucosa
Lineage: Eukaryota; Metazoa; Cnidaria; Anthozoa; Scleractinia; Pocilloporidae
Source: RefSeq, a predicted model, not a curated record